Messenger RNA from Chelonoidis abingdonii (Abingdon island giant tortoise), 2040 nucleotides. NCBI's taxonomy places the organism in Eukaryota, Metazoa, Chordata, Testudines, Testudinidae. The record is from RefSeq and is a predicted model, not a curated record.
GCUUCCUGAGUGGCUGGCGGUGGCGGCCAUUUUGUAGUGCUGCCUCCCUCUCUUGCUCGGACUGCGGUGUCGGGACCUGGCGCGGGGGCAAGGCGGAGCGAGGGGAGCUGGGGCCCGCACCUUCCCUUCUCAUUGCGCGGCGGAGCCCCCCCAGCGCGCCCCCCGGAGACGGCUGCGGACGGCCCUCACGCCGUGAUGGAAGACGACGGGCAGCCCAGGACCCUCUAUGUAGGAAACCUCUCCAGAGAUGUGACUGAAGUACUUAUACUUCAGUUAUUCAGCCAGAUUGGACCAUGCAAAAGCUGUAAAAUGAUAACAGAGCAUACAAGCAAUGACCCUUAUUGCUUUGUGGAAUUUUAUGAACACAGAGAUGCAGCUGCUGCAUUAGCUGCUAUGAAUGGGAGAAAAAUUUUGGGAAAGGAGGUCAAAGUAAACUGGGCAACAACACCGAGUAGCCAGAAAAAAGAUACAUCCAAUCACUUCCAUGUGUUUGUUGGGGAUUUAAGUCCAGAAAUAACAACAGAAGACAUCAAGUCAGCAUUUGCUCCUUUUGGUAAAAUAUCGGAUGCACGGGUAGUUAAAGAUAUGGCGACUGGAAAAUCAAAAGGCUAUGGUUUUGUAUCAUUUUAUAAUAAACUGGAUGCAGAAAAUGCAAUUGUGCACAUGGGAGGCCAGUGGUUGGGCGGCCGUCAAAUCAGAACUAACUGGGCAACACGAAAACCACCUGCUCCUAAAAGUACACAAGAAAAUAGCACGAAACAACUGAGAUUUGAAGACGUAGUAAAUCAGUCAAGUCCAAAAAAUUGUACUGUUUACUGUGGAGGAAUUGCCUCUGGACUAACAGAUCAACUUAUGAGGCAGACGUUUUCACCAUUUGGACAGAUUAUGGAAAUAAGAGUUUUUCCAGAAAAAGGGUACUCAUUUGUCAGGUUUUCAACCCAUGAAAGUGCAGCACAUGCUAUUGUUUCAGUCAAUGGAACUACAAUUGAAGGACAUGUUGUUAAAUGCUAUUGGGGUAAAGAAUCCCCUGAUAUGACUAAAAACUUCCAACAGGUUGACUACAGUCAGUGGGGGCAGUGGAGUCAAGUCUAUGGAAAUCCACAGCAGUACGGGCAAUAUAUGGCCAACGGAUGGCAAGUACCAUCUUAUGGAAUGUAUGGUCAAGCAUGGAAUCAACAGGGAUUUGGAGUAGACCAAUCUCCAUCUGCUGCCUGGAUGGGUGGAUUUGGUGCUCAGCCUCCCCAGGGACAAGCUGCUCCUGUAAUACCUAACCAAGCUGGAUAUGCCAAAUCACUUACAGAAUCCUUAUCUCUUGGAUCAAUUUGAAAGGAAGGAGUUCUAACAGAAACUAGACAGUGAGCUAAAUUAUAAUUGCAGAUACAUAUAUGCAACUCUGAUGCACACCUUAUGCAUGCAAUAGUGUCUGGAGUCAAUGUGGAACCCCAAAUGCUUGUGAUGGCAGAAGUUGGCCUUUAUCUCUCUGUUUCUCCUUUACCUGCUGUUCUACUUAAGCUAGAAAUUUGGCUAAAUUUUGUAUAUAUGUAUAUCUUGAAGCGAAGAUCGGCUAAUACAUUGUAGUCUAAAAAUUUCACAAAUAAGUCUGACUUUUUAUAACGUUUAUCUGGUUAAAAAAAUUUAAUGAAUCCUGAGUUGUUUGAAUUUGCAAGUUACUUUAAGGUUUGUUGUUUGCUUCCAUGUGAAGUGUGGGGGUUCUCCUUGAGACUAGGUGUUGGAAUAUAACUAAAGAGGUAAAAUUGUUGAUAUGUUUUGCGUUUACUGUGACUUGAGCAGUAUGUUCUUUCAUGAGUUUACUCAAUAUUUGAUGCUGCCAGUACGUUACCACAUAAACACCCAAUUGAAAUUGGGAAGAAAACUAAGGCCUUGAUCCUGCAAGAUCUCAGCACACAGAUCUUAGAAGUCUGAUAUGCCCACUGCAGGACAGGGCCCUAACUGAUGUCUCUCUUCCUCCUCCUGAGAGCCACAGUACACCGCGACCUCGAUAUAACCUCACCCAAUAUAACACAAAUUUGGAUAUAACAU